CCAGCAGCGGCAGCUCGUUCGGCUUUCCUGCGCCAGCGGCGGUGUGUCACCGAGGCUGGGCUGCUGCCGGAGAGAUCCGGACUCAGAGAAUAUACCCAACCAUUUAACGCAACCUGGCAAACGGGGCUGAGAGGCGAGUUUUGAACCUGAAUACAGUUUAGGCUGGACCCUGCGCUUCUUCUUGUCGCCUCCGCCCGUCCUCCUGAUGUCGGAUUUCAAGCUCGGGAUCGUACGGCUCGGCCGUGUGGCCGGGAAGACAAAGUACACACUGAUCGAUGAGCAGGACAUACCAUUGGUGGAGAACUAUGCCUUUGAGGCGCGCAUGGAAGUAGAUGCAGAUGGCAAUGGAGCUAAGAUCUUUGCUUAUGCUUUUGACGUUGGCAAAGGCCGCUGGGCAGGAAGGCCGCUGCACGAGCUGCUCUGGGAGAAGCACAGAGGAGGCAUCGCCCCUAGUUUUCAAGUUAUCCACAUCAACUCUGUGACGGUGGACAACCGACUAGACAACCUUCGACUGGUUCCAGUAGGCUGGAGCCCUAAACCAGAGGAGAUUUCCAGCAAGCAGAGAGAGCAGUCCCUCUACUGGCUGGCCAUCCAGCAGGUACCAGCCGACCCUGUGGAAGAGCAAUAUCUGGAGCUGAGUCGCACACGUUACUACAACGCAAAUGGGGAGCUGGUGGAGGAAGAGGAGUGUUCCUGCACCUACUACGAAUGUCACUACCCUCCUUGUUCGCUCAUUGAGAGGAGGCUGCGGGAGUUCAACAUAUGCGGCCGCUGCCAGGUGGCGCGCUACUGCGGGUCCCAGUGCCAGCAGAGGGACUGGCCGGCCCACAAGAAACAGUGUCGUGAGCGUAAGCGGGCGCUGGCCCUGGAGUCUGAGCCCGAGCGGUGAUCCGUCUUCAUCCUUGCUUGGAAGGGGAGAAGGAGGAUGAUCAUCGGGGAGGGA
Molecule: messenger RNA, 943 nt
Organism: Pelmatolapia mariae (spotted tilapia)
Lineage: Eukaryota; Metazoa; Chordata; Actinopteri; Cichliformes; Cichlidae
Gene: zmynd19
Product: zinc finger, MYND-type containing 19
Exons: 6
Coding region: 206-889 (227 amino acids)
Cellular component (GO): synapse; cytoplasm; membrane
Source: RefSeq, a predicted model, not a curated record